GAUAUCUAUCACACGGUAAUAAGAAGUUAAUGCAUUCUAAAAAUAAGCGUUCCGUUUCCGAUUGCGUAGUCCCGUUGCAGCGGCGUGAAAACGUAUUGCCUUAUAUGGCACCAUCUGAGUUCUCACGCGCAUCCCGUCGGCCGGCGCGAGCUCGCGGCGCUCGAAUUAGCGCACGGGGCGUCUUGCGCGAAACUAAAUACCCAAAACCGUCAGCGCGCGUGCCAAAUACGGCACGAAUCUCGAGUUUCGCGCGCGCGCGCGCUGGCACCGCACCAGCCUCCUGGCUCCUAUUCGCGUCUAUGCUCGUGAAAAACACGUAAAAACGCAUUUAUUUCUGUUGCCAGCGGCCUCUAAAUUUAGGCCGUAAAGCAAUACGAGCGAUUUUGGUCGCGGCUGCGUUGUCUGUAUUUAGACGAGACGGGCGCGAGUCGCGAGUCCCUCCGGCCCAAGUGAUAACGCGCGUGCAGCGAGCAGCCUCGCGCCCUCGCGCCUCGCACCUUCGCCACCCGCCCUCCUGCACGUCACCUGCACGAGCGUGCAGUAUCAUCAGUGCAUCUGUCUAAAAAGUGCCUUAAUAUAGUUAUUUUUAAAAGGUGACGAAGAAAGUGCUUUAAAGACCGUGGAUUUAUCACAAACAGUGCCUCCGUGUGAGAUACAGUGCCUGGGAAACAGUGUCUUGCGUCAGAGAUUGCCUUCAGAGAUUUGGAUGUCGCAAAUGCUUCCGGAUGCUGCAGAAGUGAUGCGGCGCGCGGCGUGCGGCGACGUGUGUGCUGCGCCCGCGCCGCGCCGCGAACUCGUCGCCAACACCAACAAAACAUCGGAAAACAAGGAACUCCUGCGUCAACAGCUCCUGUCUGCCAGCAAGGACCGCAACCUCGACAAAGCUGAACCGCCCAAAGCGAAGCACACCAGAAGCAGACAGAAGAACCGAUGGAAGCUGAAGUUCCACCACCAAGCCUUGCCACAAGAGUAUCUAGAUCACUACGAACAGAGUCUACAGAAAGCUAACAAAAAGAAGCCAGUAGAAAAGCCAAAAGAACAAAACGCUGAUAACAACAAUUUUACCAACGAGACGUUCAAAAUUUGGGCGCAAAGACUAGCCGGAGUACAGAAUGACACCGGACCUCUAACGGCUCCUAACACUUUUAACAUGGCGGCCAAAAAAGAGGAGAAGAAAAAGAAAGCCCCAGCUAUCACGCCCAGUAAGAUUAUGACGUACGAAGAUCUACCGUACAUGGGAGAGAUGACGCUGAACAACUCUAAGCCGAGACGCGGCAGGAAGCCGAAAAAAGCAGACAUCUGUCAUCUGAUUUACGAGAAUUAUGGCACCGUCGUCCCGGGACAGCCUCCGCCUCAAGAGCGACUGAGUAACCUCACCAUGUGUCCUCCGUUCAGAAGUAUAGAAACACCGCACAGUACUUCCAAAACAGACUUGCAGAAUAAAAUAAUUUCCAAUCUUCUGGAAAAGAAAUUGUCGCAAGAGUAUAAGAGGAGGUUAGAAAAUCCUUCGCCGCCUAGAUUCUGCAGCCCCGACGAGCCGAUGCCUGAAGGGCCAUUGACCACAGCGGGACCCUUGCAUAGCGACGAUGAACCGCUAAAUCUCUGCAUUAGAGAUUUGCAUGACUUGAAGUUGCAAAUACAAAAGAAGUUUGGAAAUAUUUACACGUCGACGCCAGACGUUAAGACGGAAAUCGAAGACUGUUCCGAGCAGGACAGUGUGAAAAGCGAGCAGCCAAAUGCUAUUUCGGUGAUACAGAGAAAUACAAAUUUUCCUCCCACUGCGAAUAGCUCGCCGGAUCUUUCGCGAAAAACGAGGAAUAUAUCCCCGACGUUAUCGGAACCCGCUCAAUCGACGGCCAGCCCUGACGAUGAAAAAUUCCCAGGGUACGUUUACUGGCCGAACGCGGGAAUAUACAUGCAUCCUUUAGCUUUACAAACUCAACUGUUGUACUACCAACGGCUAGCAGCAUCGGGACAGCUACCGUUUUCCCCAGAAGAUCGUGAAAAAUUGUCAACACCCGGAAGCGAAAACACCGUAACUGAUCCAUCGCCAGAUGAAAACAAAAGUAAGUUGGUGCUGAAACAAAUUUCGGAACUUUUAGACCCUAAAGUUAUCAAACAAGUCGAGGAAACGAAAAGUCCGGAGCCUUUGAAAAAGAGGGCGUCCCCAAAUCCUACUCAAGGACCUGUAAAAAGGAAACGCUCGGCGAUAUUCAUUCCCCCCAUGCCCGCUAAAACCAGCACAACAACACCUACCACUGAAGUCAGCAUUUGUAAAUUUAAAUUCACCGGAGGUUCCAAACCAUCGUUGCAAGAAAAGAAGAUGCUGUCAGUGGAUUCCGGGGGAAACUUUAGAUACUACAGCGGCACGGGGAACAAAGGAAAUAAAGGGUAUGAGUUCAUGCAUAAAGAUGUGAACCCGGACAGAGCAGAAUCUGUCGGGACAUCGGUUUCAACCUUACCGAAACCUGAUACUCAAACCAGUGUUAAUGUUAAGGAAGAUUUGAAUAAAAAGAAAAGGAAAUCAAGAAAGACGUUGCAAAGGGAGAAGUUGGAACAGACGUUUAAAGAAAAGGGGUUUUUAAUACAGACCCAGCAGCUGCAGUCGGCGGAGGGCGCGACGUAUUGCAAGUUUCGGCAACUGAGGAAGUUCACGAGGUAUUUGUUUAGGAGUUGGAAGGACUAUUUGCCAGGGGAGUUGGAUGACAAACAGAAUGAAGAACCAAAACCAAGCGACCAAAAACCUCCUGCAAAUGAAAAUCCUGUGAGUGAAUGGACAAGUUAAAAUAAAGUUUUAGGUUACAUGUAGACGUACAGUCUAUUAUGUUUGGGACAGAAUUGCGCAAUUUUAAACCAAAGGAAACUACUUUUAGUUUUUUAGUUUUUGCCAUGGUUCACCUUUGGUUUAAGCUUUGACGGUAAUGUCCCAGAAAGAA
Messenger RNA from Maniola jurtina (meadow brown), 2936 nucleotides. RefSeq lists its product as uncharacterized. Lineage: Eukaryota; Metazoa; Arthropoda; Insecta; Lepidoptera; Nymphalidae. Bases 707 to 2785 code for a protein of 692 amino acids. The transcript has 3 exons. The record is from RefSeq and is a predicted model, not a curated record.